This is a messenger RNA of Coregonus sp. 'balchen', 8390 nucleotides long. The record is from the annotation of a GenBank genome assembly. Lineage: Eukaryota; Metazoa; Chordata; Actinopteri; Salmoniformes; Salmonidae.
CAGAAGCCCACGUGCCCCACCGGUUUACCCAUAGUUCAUUACUUCGUUUCCUUUCUUCUGUCUCUAGCUUGUCCAAGAUGUCGUUAAUGGAUGGAGCGUUAAACGUGUUCGGCACGAGAACGACCGGCGAGUCCGUUCGUUCUCAAAAUGGUGAGCUAUUUUGUUAUCUCUUGUGUCGCAGUUUAUGCCAUUUCUGUUCUAAUCGGUGUCUGAGGAAGAGUGGCAGGCGGGGUUCAAUGGUUAGCUAACUAGCACUCCGCAGCACGUGCGGAUAAAAAGAUGCGUAGUUUCGCCUCCCUUUUCCUAAACUUGCAAGAUAUCCAACGUUAAUCAAUUAGGUACCUAAGCAUAAUAUGUUGCCCACAUUCAUAUAAAAAGCUGUCUAAUAAAUCAAUAUUAGCUACAUUGUUGUCUAACGGUAUAUUAUAGCUAAUUCGUGCUAGUUAGGCUUGCUAAGUUGCUAUAUUAGCUAGCUAGCUAACGUUGGCUUACUAAUACGCAUAUGUCAUUGGCGUUAGGCAUUCGCUAGUUAUUAACUCGCAAACGCAGCUAGCUAGCACAAUCAGCUACCUAGCCCUGUGCGUAACAUGAUUUUGCACACAAAAAACUAGGCGUUUCCCGUUUUUAGUACCGUUCAUUCAUCCAUCCCAGAAUGAACGGCUAUGCUAAUGGGUGAGAGAGAACACUGUCAUCGUCUGACGGAGCGGCUGGCUUCGUCCACCCCUUCUAAUAGAACUGACAGAACAAUUUCCAUCAGUUUGAACAGUUUCGGAAUUGUGUUAUUGUUUCUAGAUUGGAAUUGUUGAUAGUUACUUGUAAUAGUUAGCUAGCUAUUACCAUAGCUAGUGUAACGUAGAUGUCACUGUUUGUAACACAUACAUUUUGUGGCAAGGUAAUCAGCUUUGAUUGUGUGCCCACGUCUCUUCUGCAGUCAUGGCUGCAUCAUCCAUCGCCAACAUCGUCAAGAGCUCCCUUGGCCCCGUUGGGCUGGACAAGAUGUUGGUGGAUGACAUCGGUGUAAGUACUUGUGACCGAUUAUGGUCACCGCCCUCAGUCUCAGUGGAUAUGGCCUGUGUACCAUUCAGAUUAUUGACGGAAGAAGUGCUUACAAAUGCUCUAAUGUUUAGGAUGUGACAAUCACCAACGACGGGGCUACCAUCCUGAAGCUGCUGGAGGUGGAGCACCCGGCAGCCAAGGUGCUGUGUGAACUGGCUGAGCUGCAGGACAAGGAGGUUGGGGAUGGGACAACUUCAGUGGUGAGUACUUCCAACAGCUGCUCAGAACAGAGGUCAAGGGAAAGGAGCUGUGGCCACUGACCAGAAUGUUAGUCUGAUUUAUUCCUAGCUGAAAGACUGUCAUUAAAAUGUUAGACUUCAAUUUGAUCAAGUAAACAUUAUUUGGUGAAGGUUGGACUGAACCUGCCUAUUCACACUAUUGGUUCAAAUUACCUGCUUCCUGUUUUUAGUACCGCCCAUCUGCCUCCUUUACAGAUGUUCGGCUAUGCUAACAGGAUAGAGAGACUGUCCGUCAUUGUCUGAAGGGGUUGGGCGGCCUCCAUUCCGCCACCUCUAUAUGAAAUAACGGCACAUGUGUAUAUAUAAUUGAUUGUCUUAUUCAUUAAAUCGUCUUCCCUGGCUUGUUCAUAUUGUUCUCUUACCUUUGUUUUUAAAGGUGAUCAUUGCAGCAGAGUUGCUGAAGAGUGCAGAUGAACUGGUGAAGCAGAAGAUCCACCCCACUUCAGUCAUCAGUGGAUACCGCCUGGCCUGCAAGUAAGAAUCUAGCCACAGUCUAUCCAUUUUCCCCAUCAAUGUUUUGAAUAUUAUCAUCCUUUUGACAUCCUUUUCCCCUCCACACUCCUGGUUCAUUACUUGGUUUACAAGUACAUGGUUGUUUGCCUUUAUGUGUUACCUGUCUCCAGAAUGAAUGUGUCAACCAAGGUAUAAAUUAACUCUUGUGGUUGUUUGGAAGGAAUCACCAUAGGUUCCUUUCAAUAAGAUCAUCUUCAAGAACACACAACUGUAGCUAGCAAUUGUAGCACUAAUGUGAAAACAAAUUCGAGGUUAACAAGAGCUGUGUUUCUGUGGAUAGUGGAAGAUGAUUUGUUUGUAUUAGAAGCAAAUAGAUGUGUGUUCAUUCAUAAAACAACCAGUUCGGAUUUUAACUUUCAUUUUAUAUUGACUUGUCUGUCCGCUGUGGGUGUGUUGUGAACUCUGCAUGUCUUUCUCUGAAGAAAAAUACAAAAUGCUGUGUCUUUGGCUAGAGGGGAAUCUCGGGUCCUCCACUACAAGGCCGAACCAGGCUGAACUAUGAAAAUCCCUGGUUCUGUAAACAUGGAGCUCUUAAUGGAUCUUUCAUUCCUACCAGGGAGGCAGUGCGCUACAUCAAUGAGAACCUGACCAUCGCUACAGAUGACCUGGGAAGGGAGUGUCUGGUCAACGCAGCCAAGACCUCCAUGUCCUCCAAGAUCAUUGGAGUGUAUCCUUUCUUCCCGCUCCCUGACUAACCUGAAACCUUCCCUUCCAUGUGUAUCUGUCAUUUGCCAUAAAGGAUCACAUAACAAGUAGGGCAGGGAAUUGCUCACAAUAAGAUGUCACUUACUUGGAUGCCAAUACGAUAUGUAUUGCAAUUCUCACGAUUUGUAUUCCAAACAUAUUGCUCACUGUGUUGGCUGAAGAGAGACGGGAGCAUGAGAGUUUUGAUCAGUCAUGAAAAUAAAAGUGAUGGGAACAUGUUGGUUUAGUGCCACAAUACCAGCAUUUUGACUUCGAUACCAGGUUUAGUAUCACAAUAUUUGAUCCCAAAACGAUACCACAAAAAAAAGGUUUAUUAACCAGUCACAGAAUGGCACUUGAUCCAGACAGAAACUCAGCUACUGCUCUGUUCAAUCAGUGGGUGUCUUUUGAGUUCAAUAUCAUUACAUUUGAAAAAUAAUUGUAACUUCUUUAGGCAGCCAUGUAUGCAUUAAUUGAAUCAAUUGUACAAUCAAUUUGACUUAGUAACAUUCUAACACCUAAAACAACAGUAAUUUAUUUGAAUGGUGAAUCUAUUGAUAAACUGGGUAAAUCAAUUCUAUUCACAAUACAAGUGAAUGCAUAUUAUUCAAUAGGAGUGUGUGCGUGCAUUGAGUAAUUGAGCUUGUUUUAGUUGAUUUCAUGGGGCUACAGAUGACAAACAAUCCCUUCCAUUCAGGACUUAUUUGAUUGGCAACUGCUUAGAACAUAUUUUAUUUUAAAAUAAGCACUCUUUUAUAAAAGUGUGUUUACUGUCUCUUUUAAGAAAUGUAUCUUCAUUCAUGAGGCAGAAUUUGGCUAUGGAAUCUAGUGGAAACCAGACGGUAGGCGAGGGAGACGUCAAUGAGUUUUUGGUGGUGAGGGAUUCUAAGUGAAUUAAUACAGUUUUUGGUGACAGUCCACUUUGAAAUCAGCAUAUUUUGCAUUAUAGUUUGCAUAUUAUCACAAACAAAGUACUAGGGUAGUGAAUUUGUUUGGUUCAGCUGUAAGCUGGCAAGGAAAGUUAGCUUACAAUUAAAGCUGGAAGCUACCCGUAUCGUUUUGCAUUUAAAAAUGUUCUAUCCUAUAUGGACGUUGUUUUGCUUACAGUAAUGAACAGUUUCUAUAUGCUGUGGUGCAUUAUUCAAGUGUGUAAACUUCUGUGCAGCAUGAGUGGGGACUGGGGAGAUGAUGCAGCCCAGACAGCUUUAGCAAUAAGUGGAGCAGGCUCUUGGUGCUGUAAUGGGGCUGCACUGGUAGAUCGACUUGAUCCUCUCAAGUGAGACACAUUUGACAGAAGUACCGAAACUAACGUUCUAGGACCGAAAACGUUUUUUCUUUGGGGGGGGGUUGUAUCAAAAGUACUGACUUUUUUUCUUCCAUACCCCUAAAUAUUGUGUUUUCAGCUGUUUGAAGCUGGUGUACAAAACCGAAAGUAAAAGACACGAAAAAUAAACGUAGGAACGGGAAGCAUAGAAAUAGCGCACGUGGAACAGAUCUACCGCUUUUUAGACUUGCUUUCAAUGAGAAUGACAGAUCUAUAACUGACGUUUCUAUGUACAUUUGGUCAGUUUGCCCAAAAAGUAACAUAUUGCAGCUUUAAAAAAGAUGGAGAACAAGGUUUUGAAACGGGUACAGCCGACCUAAUGCGAUCUAGCAACAACGAACAUUAUUUUUUACUAAUUGAUAAUCGGAGUCAAAGUAUCGACUAAUAUCGUCCAAAAUAAUAUUGCGAUACGUAACUAUCUUUAUCACUAAUAAGUAAAUGGUGUCUUGAGCUUCACAUCUCCUGGUAGCUUUGGUCAAGUUUCUGGCAGACUAGAUGCGCAGACAUUGCAUCAACCAAUGGUUGUGUGUAACGUCAUCUACUGUGCAGUCAUGCAUCAGAUUGCUAUAUCAUAUCAUAUAUGUUAACCUAUCCAGGCGUUGUAGGAUCUGGCAUGCGUCUGCAAUGUAGUCCGGCAGGAACUCUACCAUUGAAUGCCGGGAAACCCUACUUCGUCCUAUAGAAAAGCUUGAAUCCUUGACCAGUGAAUCCUCAGUGAUGCAGACUUCUUUGCCAACAUGGUGGUGGAUGCUACUCUGGCAGUGAAGUUUGUGGAUCAGAAGGGUGUGGCGAAGUACCCCAUCAACUCAGUCAACGUGCUCAAAGCCCACGGACGCAGCCAGAAAGAGAGCUAUCUGGUCAACGGAUACGCACUCAACUGCACCGUAGGGUCUCAAGGUACAUGUGUGUAAAACAUUGUUGAUGGUGACUGUUUAGUAUGUGUAAGGAUGAGCGCCAGUUCCAUAACCAUACAACCAUGAAAUUACCAUCUGACGCAAUUGACCGACUCCCAUUUAAAUUAGCAGCUAUGCUUAUUCUUGUCGCGUACGCAGGGAUACGCGUGGGAGACAGAAAGCUGGCUUUGAAAAGUAAUGGUUGCGGUGCUUCUUGUAUGAACUGUGGCACUAUUUUUCUACCCACACAUGCCAUGAUGACUAGAUUUGCAUUUUAGUAAUUUAGCAGACGCUCUUAUCCAGAGCUACUUACAAUUAGUGAGUGCGUACCUUUUUAUACUGGCCCCCCGUGGGAAUCUAUAUUAUAAAGGUUUCAUGUUGAUGAAUGUUUUUAUUGUAGUAGGUUAAUCCUGGCUUGGGCCACGUUCAGUAGUAGGUGAAUGUUGCAGAUAGAAAUGUCAUGAAUAGAGCAGCUGACAUGAUUCCUAAUUUUACAUGUCAGAGGCAGGUUUGCUCUACGUAAUAGAUUUCCAUCUGUACAUUCCACAUGCCCUGAUCAACACGGCGACAAGGGGAAUCAGUAAUUGCUUGGGGAUAGGUUUAUCUUGACCAGCGAUAAGUGUCUGUCUUGUUUAGUGGUGUGUGUGUGGUGACUGGGUCUGGUCCCGCUGUAGGCAUGGUGAAGCGUUUGACCAACGCCAAGGUGGCGUGUCUGGACUUCAGCCUGCAGAAGACCAAGAUGAAGAUGGGAGUCCAGGUCCUCAUCAAUGACCCAGAGAAACUAGACCAGAUCAGACAGAGGUGCGUUGGACAUAUACCACACACUGAGGCUAUUUGUACGAGACCUACUGUUUUAAGAUCAAGUCUUGCCACAUGCAUGACAAUAUAAGACUAUUCCCAUUUAAAUUUGCUACUAUACUUGUUCAGUGGUGUUAGUAGUGAUACGCGUGGGAAAAAGAAUUCUGGCUCUGAGUUCAGGCUGCAGCUCUUCCCUGAGCUGUAAGACUACUUUGGGCUGGACAACAUUUAUCUAAAGACAGGGUGAUUUGUUCAUGCACUCUGAUGUAAUCACAGCUUGUUGAGACACAUUUACACAGGGUUUGUACAAAAGACACACACACACAAUGUUUUCAUGUUGAUUUUGCUGUUCCAGGGAGUCUGACAUCACCAAGGAGAGGAUUCAGAAGAUUCUGGCGUCUGGUGCUAACGUCAUCCUGACAACUGGGGGCAUCGAUGACAUGUGCCUCAAGUACUUUGUGGACGUGGGAGCCAUGGCUAUCAGGAGGGUCCUCAAGAGGGACCUCAAACGCAUUGCCAAGGCAACGGGAGGUAAGCCACAGGUUUUGUUUACCUUAUGAUAAAUGCAUCAUAACUGUCAGGUCAGGUCAACACAAUUUCUGAAACAGUUUCUCUUUUUUCAAUGAGUGAUCAAAACUAUUUUCUGAAAGCAACCAAGUUUUCAGUUAACUUGUUACCCGGUGGUUUUGUUAUGUUUGUCCCUCAGCCACUAUCUGUCCAUCCCUGUCUAACCUGGAGGGAGAGGAGACGUUUGAGACGACCAUGUUGGGCCACUGUGAGGAGGUGGUACAGGAGCGUGUGUGUGACGACGAGCUCAUCCUGGUCAAAAAGUAAGAAUUGGAACUGAAGUCAUCUCAUCUACAGUAAUUAUGUGCUCAUGCAAAACCUUAUUACAUAUCUUUGCAAAUGUUUUGCUUUAGCACAUUACUUAUUUGUAACAUUCUGUUCUAGUCUUUCUCUUUUCUCUCCUUAUCCCUUGUUACUAUUCACGUCUCCAUCUUUCCCUAUUUGCCGCCUCCUUCCUCUUCCCCACUCUCUCCCUCUGUUCUUCUCUUAGUACCAAGGCCCGUACCUGCGCCUCCAUCAUACUACGUGGGGCCAAUGACUUCAUGUGUGAUGAGAUGGAGCGGUCCCUACAUGAUGCUCUGUGUGUGGUUAAGAGGGUGCUGGAGUCGAAGUCUGUUGUACCAGGAGGUGGCGCUGUGGAGGCAGCCCUGUCCAUCUACCUGGAGAACUAUGCCACUAGUAUGGUAAGGAAAUAAACCUGUGAAUCACUGCUUCGUCAUCUCUGUCCUGAGUGUCUAGAUGGGAUCAGCGGUAUUGUUGCUUUUGAAACCCCAUCAUGUUUCAUGUCUUGUUUCCAUCUGGAAAACCCAUUUUUAGCCCAUUUUAAGAUAUUAAUUGUCCUAAAUGACCAACACAGGGAGUAGAGCAGGUCUCUCAUAAACCUGUAGUGAAGGCCAAAACCUCUGUGGAUCCUGUUGUCAGAAACACAACUUGAUACACUGGUUAAUUUGUCAUUUAGAAUGACUAGGUUUUUCACUUUGGUCACCGGUGGCCAAUCUACAUUGUUUUGUGUGAUGUUAAUCUGUGAAUAUCUUGGCCGUUCCCAGGGUUCCCGUGAGCAGCUGGCCAUAGCAGAGUUUGCCCGCUCCCUCUUGGUCAUCCCCAAGACCCUGGCUGUGAACGCUGCUCAGGAUUCCACCGACCUGGUCGCCAAGCUCCGAGCCUUCCACAACGAGGCCCAGGUCAACCCCGAACGCAAGAACCUCAAAUGGUCAGUGUGCUACAUCACUAGAUAUGAAUUUCAACAUGCGUGUUUUGUGUUGAUGUCAUUAAGUGAAUGUUUCUUUUUUUAGAUGCCAUUGAGCUUGAGACAAGUUUGAUCAAGUUUUACCACAAGGAUGCUUUACAUUCCCAUUUUAAAUUUGCUGCUGUACUUGCUCAGUAGUGUAUGCAGUGAUACGCGUGGGAGAAAGCAUACUGGCUGAGAGUGGCGGCUGCAGUUUUUCCCUGAGCUUUAAUGCCACUACUCUGGGCUGGACAACAUUUUAAUGUCACAAUGGUUUGUACAUUCUGCGUUGGUAUCAGUUCAUCACGGCUUCACAUAGUUGUGAAACCAAUGAGCUUCAGUUGUAGAAGUGCCUACUGUUCAGCAGUUUUCAAUGCAGUAACUCUGCAUCAGGGCUCUCCAACCCUGUUCCUGGAGACCUACCCUCCUGAAGGUUUUUGUUCCAACCCUAGUUGUAACUAACCUGAUUUGAGCUUAUCAACCAGCUAAUUAUUAGAAUCAGGUGCACUAGAUUAGGGUUGGUAGCUCUCCAGGAACAGGGUUGCUCUACGUUGAUGGUGUGGCUGUGAUGUUGUAUCUGUGUUUCUCAUCUCUAAAGUUAUCCUCUCCCCUAAAGGAUUGGUCUGGACCUGGUGAAUGGUAAACCCAGGGACAACAAGCAGGCUGGUGUGUACGAGCCCACCAUGGUGAAGACCAAGAGCCUCAAGUUCGCCACAGAGGCUGCCAUCACCAUCCUCCGCAUCGAUGACCUCAUCAAGUUGUUCCCAGACCAGAAGGAGGGUGGGCCUUCGUACCAGGACGCCGUUGCAUCAGGACAGAUGGACGGGUAGACAUUCCAGAAUCCGAUGGUUCCAGUUCCGGAAUCUGCCCUGGGUUUCUUAGAUCCCAACUGUAGUUCUGGUCCACUUGGCUUUGUCUGUGUAUUUAUACAUACAAGCUCUUGGCUGUUCCGUCAGUGUCCGUCAUAGGCUGUGCACUUUGCUUGUUUACUUUUGUUCCCAUGUGGUAACUUGUUACUGUGGGAACUGUAACUGAUUCUGUUGGACACUCACAAAUAAACCCCGACGGUAGAUUACCGUUGAUUUAACUCA